Molecule: messenger RNA, 1769 nt
Organism: Callorhinchus milii (elephant shark)
Lineage: Eukaryota; Metazoa; Chordata; Chondrichthyes; Chimaeriformes; Callorhinchidae
Product: spermatogenesis- and oogenesis-specific basic helix-loop-helix-containing protein 1
Exons: 9
Coding region: 459-1769 (436 amino acids)
Biological process (GO): regulation of DNA-templated transcription; spermatogenesis
Cellular component (GO): nucleus
Molecular function (GO): RNA polymerase II cis-regulatory region sequence-specific DNA binding; protein dimerization activity; DNA-binding transcription factor activity, RNA polymerase II-specific
Source: RefSeq, a predicted model, not a curated record
CCUCAAAGCUGACAUGUAGCCAAUGGCCCUUAGAGAGUUUUAUAAAGCCUGGUGGGACAGAGAGAGGGGAGACCAUUGAAGAAAAAGUUACAGAUUUAGUUAACGGAUCUCAAAACAUUUACUUCCUCGGAAAUGCGAUUUGCUAUUAAAAUACGGCGUAAUAUCAAUGCAAUCUAAUAUUCAGAAUCUCAGAAUUUCCUAAAAACCCAACUGGAAUUGUGCAGCAGGAGCUGUGGACUCACUCAGUCAUCAAUCUCAGUUAUCAAUUGUUCAGCCCUCAAAGAUGUGCAGGUGAAAGUGAUCAGGAUUGUUUUGAAUUGAAACCAAUGUGAGGUUUCCAAAAGGUAGGAUAAUGCUCAAAGGCUUGAGGAGAGGGCAGUGAGUAGGAAAAAAAACGUGUGCAGUGAGUAGGACAAAGCACUGUGCAUAGGUCUUUGUGAAGGAUUAAUUGUGAUGACAUGGAGUUUCCAGAGACUGAAGACUGCAAGGACUUGCACACCUGGCCUGUGUGUGCAACCAUCACUCCCAGAGCUGCCAGAGGCAUAUUUUCAGCCCGUAGUUUGGGUGUGGAGCAGUCAGAGAAACCUGAAGAUGGCAAUCCAGGAAAUGAAGAGGAUUCUGUGUACAGCUGUUCCUGCUCCAGCUGUGACUCGGACGAGGAGGAGGAGGAAGAGGACAAGCUCAAUAAGUUCCAGAAACGGAUGUUGAAGGAGCACAAAGAGGCAGUGGCCAAGGCUGCCAGCAAGACAGACAAAAUCAACGUCAUCAAAGAACGGGACCGCAGGAAACGGAUAAAAACUAGCUGUGAUCAUCUUCGGGACUUGUUGCCUAACUUUGAAGGACGAAAAAAUGAUAUGGCUUCUGUCCUGGAAAUGACUGUGAAAUACCUGGAGCUGGUUCAAGUGCUCAUUCCACCACAGCAACGCUCUACAAUCCUAUCUGUACCGAAAGAAUUAUAUGAAAAGUGGCAGAAACCUGGUGUAAGGACACAAAUGGAGAAACUACCCUCUGCGCAGGAAAGGGAUCCUGGGACAAGUGGGAGAAGAAAAAUCAGGAAAAAGAUAUCAACAAAACGUUGUCCGGCAAACCCAGCUGUGAAUGAGAAGCAAGACUUGACCAUCACUGUGAGAAGCCCCCACACCUCAACACCCAUCAACCUUCCUUCCACCUCAGUCUCAAUUUGCACUGAGCCCAGCACGAGACCAGAAAGGAAGUCAGAAGUUGCCUUUAACCUGGAGACGAGUUCUGCAAGCCCUGAGAUUCGUGCACAAGGAAAGUCUGUGCUGCUGCCGAUGACGGAACCCUGCAGGCAAACCUUGGUAUCGCUCGCCACGAGAUGGUUCGCAGACUCCCCCAGUGUCUGGGGAUCUCAGCUCCUCGGGGUUCCCAAGCCAAUGACUCCAAACGCGCAGCUCAGCACAGCUCAGCACAGUCGUUGUGCCACAGGACGUGAGCUUCAGUCUGACCCCAGUGCUGCCAGCCUGCAGGACACUGAAGACGAAGGUUUCUGGGGAGAAGAUGUCCUCUCCACCGCCGUGCAUUCGGACACUUCACACCCCAGCGGCCAGCGUUCAGCGAGCCCCUCUCCGGAGGGCAGAUCACUGGCUGCAAACUCAGCCCUUCACGUCCUGGAUUUAGAUCAGCUGAUGUCAGCAGACGGCUUGCUGGCGCAGUGGGCCCCAGAGCUGGAGCCUCCCCUGGUGGCCCAGAGCGAGAGCAGCAGAGAGGAGGAAGGAACCGUGGCUGAUUUAUUUUUAUUUGACUUGUAA